Sphaerodactylus townsendi is the source of this 7379-nucleotide messenger RNA. It is a transcript of the gene ANKHD1, whose product is annotated as ankyrin repeat and KH domain containing 1. The coding region runs from base 129 to 7199 and encodes 2356 amino acids. Gene Ontology annotation, cellular component: cytoplasm. Lineage: Eukaryota; Metazoa; Chordata; Lepidosauria; Squamata; Sphaerodactylidae. The transcript has 32 exons. Gene Ontology annotation, molecular function: RNA binding; protein binding. Gene Ontology annotation, biological process: innate immune response. The record is from RefSeq and is a predicted model, not a curated record.
CAUCGCCGCGGCCGUGGGUCAGGUAGGGUGUGAGAAGUUAGUGGCGCUGCUGCUGCUGCUGUGAGGGGACGGAGACGGCGCUUCCCCCCCUCCCCUCCUCCCGCCGCCUCAGCUUGGUUCAGCGCGCGAUGCUUACGGACGGCGCGGCCGCCCCGACCCCCGCCGGCGAUGAGGAGAUAGACCUGGUGACGCCCCGCGUUGCCCCGGCCGCCGCUGAGGCCUCCCCGGCCGGGCCUAACCCGCUCGGCUUGCGGGCCGUGCGCCUCUUCGGAGAGGCCGGGCCCUGUGGGCCGGCGGGCUCGGCGGCCACUUCGGGAGAGGCCGGGGCUGCUGCCGCCGCCGCCGCCGCCCUCGACUUCAAGCUGGCGGCCGCCGUGCUGAGGAGCGGAGGCGGCGGCGGGUCUGGCAGCGACGAGGACGAGGUCUCUGAGGUUGAGUCAUUUAUUUUGGACCAAGAAGAUCUGGAUAACCCAGUACUCAAAACAUCGGAGAUAUUUUUGUCAAGCGCUGCUGAAGGAGCGGACCUACGGACAGUGGAUCCGGAAACUCAAGCAAGACUAGAAGCCUUGCUGGAAGCAGCAGGAAUUGGUAAAUUGUCCACUGCCGAUGGUAAAGCCUUCGCAGAUCCUGAAGUGCUCCGAAGAUUGACUUCUUCUGUCAGCUGUGCAUUGGAUGAAGCUGCUGCUGCGUUGACGCGGAUGAGAGCAGAGAACAAUCACAACGCGGGACAAGUGGACAAUCGCAGUUUGGCAGAAGCAUGUUCAGACGGGGAUGUAAAUGCAGUCCGGAAGCUACUGGAUGAAGGAAGGAGCGUAAAUGAACACACAGAAGAAGGGGAGAGUCUCCUUUGUUUGGCGUGUUCGGCUGGUUAUUAUGAGUUGGCACAAGUGUUGCUUGCCAUGCAUGCCAAUGUUGAAGAUCGAGGUAAUAAAGGAGACAUAACCCCACUCAUGGCAGCAGCCAGUGGAGGCUAUGUGGACAUUGUGAAAUUGCUGCUUGUUCAUUGUGCUGAUGUCAAUGCCCAGUCUUCCACAGGUAACACAGCACUCACUUAUGCCUGUGCUGGGGGAUUUGUGGACAUUGUGAAAGUGCUGUUGAAAGCCGGGGCAAAUAUUGAAGAUCACAAUGAAAACGGACAUACCCCUUUGAUGGAGGCAGCCAGUGCUGGUCAUGUGGAGGUCGCAAGAGUGCUUCUGGAAUACGGUGCAGGGAUCAACACUCACUCCAAUGAGUUCAAAGAAAGUGCCCUGACACUGGCAUGUUACAAAGGUCAUUUAGAUAUGGUUCGUUUCCUGCUUGAAGCAGGGGCUGAUCAAGAGCACAAAACAGAUGAGAUGCACACAGCUUUAAUGGAGGCUUGCAUGGAUGGGCAUGUGGAAGUAGCUCGUUUGUUGCUGGAUAGUGGUGCUCAAGUAAACAUGCCUGCUGAUUCAUUUGAAUCUCCGCUGACACUUGCUGCUUGUGGUGGACAUGUGGAACUAGCAGCUCUGUUGAUCGAAAGGGGAGCAAAUCUUGAGGAAGUUAAUGAUGAAGGCUAUACUCCAUUGAUGGAAGCAGCUCGGGAAGGCCAUGAGGAGAUGGUGGCUCUGCUACUGGCACAAGGUGCUAAUAUUAAUGCACAGACAGAAGAGACACAAGAGACUGCUCUGACUUUGGCGUGCUGUGGGGGGUUUUCAGAAGUAGCUGACUUCCUCAUUAAAGCAGGAGCUGACAUAGAACUUGGCUGUUCUACACCUUUGAUGGAAGCCGCACAGGAGGGCCACUUAGAGCUGGUGAAAUACCUAUUGGCUGCAGGAGCUAACGUCCAUGCUACAACUGCAACGGGAGACACGGCUUUGACUUACGCUUGUGAAAAUGGACACACUGAUGUUGCAGAUGUUCUGCUUCAAGCUGGUGCAGAUUUAGAGCAUGAAUCUGAAGGCGGAAGGACACCACUAAUGAAAGCUGCAAGAGCGGGUCAUCUAUGCACUGUACAAUUCCUUAUUAGCAAAGGUGCCAAUGUUAACCGGGCUACAGCUAAUAAUGACCACACAGUUGUAUCGCUGGCAUGUGCCGGGGGCCAUCUUGCUGUCGUCGAGCUGCUUUUAGCUCAUGGUGCAGACCCCACUCAUCGUCUUAAGGAUGGCUCGACGAUGCUCAUUGAAGCUGCAAAGGGUGGGCAUACAAAUGUUGUUUCCUAUUUACUGGAUUACCCAAACAAUGUUUUGUCCGUCCCAACCACAGACAUGUCUCAGCUCACUCCGCCAUCUCAGGAUCAGUCUCAGUCGACUUUGCAGGUCCCACGUGUACCAAUGCAUGCACUUGCCAUGGUUGUACCUCCCCAGGAACCUGACAGAACCCCUCAAGAGAACCCUCCUGUACUUUUGAGUCUCCCGAAAGGUACAUCCAAGCAGAAGUCAACUUCCCUUCAGGUAGCAGAUCAGGACCUACUGUCACCUUUUCACCCAUACCAGCCUUUGGAAUGUAUAGUAGAAGAGACUGAAGGCAAGCUGAACGAACUUGGACAGAGAAUUAGUGCUAUUGAAAAAGCACAGCUCAAAUCAUUGGAGUUAAUUCAAGGUGAACCUUUGAAUAAAGAUAAAAUUGAAGAGCUCAAAAAGAACAGAGAAGAACAAGUACAGAAGAAGAAGAAAAUAUUAAAGGAACUGCAAAAGGUGGAGAGGCAGUUGCAGAUGAAAACACAACAGCAAUUUACCAAAGAAUAUUUGGAGACCAAAGGUCAGACUGAGACGCCCCAUUCUCAGCAGCAGCCAUGCCCACACACAGGUGUCCUCCCAGAAGUGGAAGGAAAUGAGAGUCUUCCUAUGGAUAACUUUUCUGGGUUAUCUCAGGUUGACAGUGUCCUGUGUAAAGAUGAGCAGCAGCAGUCUCCAUCACCUCCUGAGCAAACUGAGUUUGCCCCUCUCCAGCCUUUGUCAACACAGUGUAAUUUUCCAAGUAACGUAGGUUGUAAUGGGACAGAUUCUUUUCAACUUCGCAAAGUAUUAGGUAAUCAGCAAACUGUAGGACAGCAGCAGCCAAUUGCUGGACAUGGGCAGGGGCUGUUAGUUCAAGAACCAGACGGAUUAAUGGUUGCCACUCCAGCACAGACGCUUACCGACACUCUUGAUGACCUGAUAGCAGCUGUUAAUAGCAGAGUGCCCACUGGCUCCAGUUCCUCAAAUACUACAGAAUCACCUACACCUGAGCCCUGUUCACAAGCGCUCAAUGUAUCUUCUCAGUCGGUGCUCCCCACAUACCCUUCUGUUGACAUUGAUGCCCAUACUGAGAGUAACCAUGAUACCGCGCUGACUCUUGCAUGUGCUGGUGGUCACGAAGAGCUCGUCUCAGUGUUGAUAGCGCGAGGUGCCAGCAUAGAACACAGAGACAAGAAGGGUUUUACACCGCUGAUUUUAGCUGCAACAGCUGGGCAUGUUGGUGUAGUGGAAAUCCUUCUAGACAAAGGUGGGGAUAUAGAAGCACAGUCUGAACGUACUAAGGACACUCCGCUCUCACUAGCAUGUUCUGGCGGACGCCAAGAGGUGGUUGACUUGCUGCUAGCACGUGGAGCAAACAAGGAGCACAGGAAUGUGUCCGAUUAUACACCUCUAAGUCUUGCUGCUUCGGGGGGAUAUGUGAACAUUAUAAAGAUCCUUCUUAAUGCUGGAGCAGAAAUUAAUUCAAGGACUGGGAGUAAACUGGGCAUUUCUCCUCUGAUGUUGGCAGCUAUGAACGGCCACGUUCCUGCCGUGAAGCUGUUACUUGACAUGGGCUCAGACAUCAAUGCCCAGAUUGAAACCAAUAGGAACACUGCUCUCACUUUGGCCUGUUUCCAGGGCCGAGCAGAGGUGGUCAGUCUGCUUCUGGACAGAAAAGCCAAUGUUGAACAUAGGGCAAAGACUGGUCUCACCCCUCUGAUGGAAGCUGCUUCUGGAGGAUAUGCAGAAGUUGGAAGAGUUCUUCUUGAUAAAGGAGCAGAUGUCAAUGCUCCCCCUGUGCCUUCCUCAAGAGAUACUGCUUUAACAAUUGCAGCAGACAAAGGCCACUACAAGUUCUGUGAGCUUCUGAUCAAUCGGGGGGCACACAUUGAUGUUCGGAACAAGAAAGGAAACACACCACUCUGGUUGGCAGCAAACGGUGGUCACCUUGAUGUAGUGCAGCUGCUUGUGCAAGCAGGAGCUGAUGUGGAUGCUGCAGAUAAUCGUAAAAUCACACCCCUGAUGUCAGCAUUUCGUAAGGGCCAUGUGAGAGUGGUUCAGUUUUUGGUGAAAGAGGUGAACCAGUUCCCUUCAGACAUUGAAUGCAUGAGGUACAUAGCAACAAUAACUGACAAGGAUUUGUUAAAAAAGUGCCACCAGUGUGUGGAAACCAUCGUGAAGGCCAAGGACCAGCAAGCUGCUGAAGCAAACAAGAAUGCCAGCAUCCUCCUGAAAGAGCUAGAUUUGGAAAAGUCUCGAGAAGAGAGCAGGAAGCAGGCUCUCGCAGCAAAGAGAGAGAAGAGGAAGGAAAAGAGGAAGAAGAAGAAAGAGGAGCAGAAGCGAAAACAGGAGGAAGAUGAAGAGAACAAGCCGAAGGAAACAUUAGAACUGCAGGAUGAAGAAGAUGAAGAGGAGAAUGAUGAUGAUGUGGAUCAAGAAGUUCCUUUGGAGCCUCCAAGUGCAACUACAACUACAACUAUUGGAAUAUCAGCAACAUCAGCUACUUUCACAAAUGUAUUUGGGAAGAAAAGGGCCAACGUGGUGACAACGCCCAGCACAAACCGGAAAAACAAGAAGAAUAAAACAAAAGACACUCCGCAAAAUGUGCAGAUCAUUUUGCCAGAUCAGCAUAUAAGUCUAGCACAGCAAAAAGCAGAUAAAAAUAAAAUCAAUGGCGAGCCACGGGGCGGCAGUGCUGGCGGGAACAGCGAUUCUGACAACUUAGACAGCACAGACUGCAACAGUGAGAGUAGCAGUGGUGGUAAAAGCCAAGAACUGAACUUCACAAUGGACACGCACUCAUCAGGCGACAGGCGGUACGCCUCCGUGCUCCUCCCUUCUCAGGAAGACAAGACCAACGCCAUGGCUUCCAAAGUGCAAACCAGACUCGAAGGUGAAGCAAAUCCGAAUUCAUUAUCAGCAACUUAUAAGUCUGUGUCCCUGCCUUUAACGUCUCCAAACAUAAAAUUGAACCUGACUAGUCCAAAAAGAGGACAAAAAAGAGAAGAGGGGUGGAAAGAGGUAGUAAGAAGGCAAGUAGGCAGAGUUUUGAAGGACCCUUCGCCUGGCAGCACUCUGCAACCAACACAAAUUGAGCAGUUUCAGCUUCAAAGAGGAGGGCGCUGCUGUUCAGGAGCAAAAAGGUCAAAAAAACUCUCUGUCCCAGCGUCGGUUGUGUCCAGAAUAAUGGGAAGAGGCGGGUGCAACAUCACGGCAAUCCAGGAUGUCACGGGUGCCCACAUUGAUGUGGACAAGCAAAAAGAUAAAAAUGGAGAAAGAAUGAUCACAAUAAGAGGUGGAACAGAAUCAACGAGGUAUGCAGUGCAACUUAUUAAUGCCCUCAUUCAGGAUCCUGCAAAGGAGCUUGAAGACUUAAUUCCUAAAACGCACAUAAGAACACCUGCUUCCAGCACCAAAUCAAUCCAUUCAAAUUUUUCAUCUGGCGUCAGCACUGCUUCAGCUUCAAACAAAAAUUCAUUUCCUCUCGGGGCACCAUCUCUCGUCACCUCUCAGUCAUCAACGCUCUCUACUUUCCAGUCUGCUAACAAGCUAAACAAGAAUGUCCCAGCAAACGUGCGUUCUUCCUUUCCCGUCUCUCUUCCCUUAGCUUAUUCGCACCCUCACUUAGCCUUACUGGCUGCCCAAACUAUGCAACAAAUUCGUCACCCUCGCUUACCUAUGGCCCAGUUUGGAGGAACAUUUUCAAACUCUCCAAAUACUUGGGGACCAUUCCCAGUGAGGCCAGUUAACCCAGGCAGCACAAACAGCUCUCCAAAGCAUAACAGCUCAAGUCGUGUCGGUAACCAGAAUGGCAAUAUUAUGCAGUCUGAGUCUACGGGUUUAGCUGCUUCUAGCUGUCCUGGAACUAUCCCUUCGGUCGUCGCAUCCUCCCAGCCGCUGUGUGUGACAAGUAACCGGACUCCUUCGUCAGUUAGAAAGCAGUUGUUUGCUUGCGUCCCUAAAACCAGUACCAUGACGACAGCAAUCUCAACUGUGACGACCACAUGUAGCACGCUGCCUUCUGCUUCGCCGGCAUCUGAAAAUACUGGGCAUGUUCCCACGUCAUUUCUACCUGCCAGCGUUCCACAGGCACAGCCAUCUGCACUUAAGACGGACGCUGUUCCUUCUGCCCCAGCUCCCAAAGAAAAGGCAUCGACACCUGAACAAUCAGUUGGAAGCGCAUGCGUGCCAUCAGUUGCUGUCAGUGGCAAUAUCUCAGCUAACAGCAAUCCGGGCAGCCUGGAAACCGGCACAUCCAGCAGUCCUGCACCUCCAAAUAAUGUCCAAGACGAGACACUGCCAACCAGUAUGUCUGACUUAAGUCCUCCCAUAUCUAUGCCUUUUUCUUCCAGUUCAGAACCCACUCCAUUGAGCUUAGCUUCGCCUAGAUCAGUUGCUACAGAUAAUCAGGACAAUAAUAACUUACCUCAGUUAGCUGUACCAGCACCCAGAGUUUCUCACAGAAUGCAGCCCAGAGGUUCAUUUUAUUCAGUGGUACCAAAUGCAAACCUCCAUCAAGAACCUCAGUCUAUUUUCGUUACAAACGCAGUUCCUUUAACGCCUUCUCAAGGGCCACCUCCGGCAGUCCAGCUCUCUUCGCCCAUGAACGUUAUGAACGGUUCUCAGAUGCAUAUUAACCCUGCAAACAAAACGUUGCCGCCUACCUUUGGGCCAGCCACACUCUUCAAUCACUUUAGUAGUCUUUUUGAUAGCAACCAGGUGCCAGCUAAUCAAGGGUGGGGAGACUGUCCACUGUCCACAAGAGCAGCAGCAGACCCGUCUUUUACUGUCCAGUCUACGUUUUUGAAUAACUCUGUGCUGGGGCAUAUGGAAAACGUGCAUUCUGAUAAUUCCAAGGCACCAGGAUUCCGGCCUCCUUCUCAGAGGGUUUCAACUAGUCCUGUAGAUCUAUCUAUGCUCCUCAAACUCCUCCCUCGUGCACCCAUGACAGUUUUCUCGGCAAACAUUCUGGAGCUAAGCCAUCUCUCAAGGGCCAGCACCGGUUGGGACUCCCAGCUUUAACAGACAGCAUUUUUCACCACAUCCUUGGACGAGUGCUACAAAUUCAUGUGAAUCUCCUAUUCCAUCAGUUUCCUCGGGAUCAUCUUCACCCCUUUCAGCUGCUUCUGCACCUUCGAACUUGGGCCAGCCAAAAUCAGGGAGCGCAAAUCAAGACCGAAAGGUGCCUCCACCUAUCGGGAC